Molecule: messenger RNA, 2842 nt
Organism: Ipomoea triloba (trilobed morning glory)
Lineage: Eukaryota; Viridiplantae; Streptophyta; Magnoliopsida; Solanales; Convolvulaceae
Product: beta-galactosidase-like
Exons: 19
Coding region: 69-2597 (842 amino acids)
Biological process (GO): carbohydrate metabolic process
Cellular component (GO): cell wall; vacuole
Molecular function (GO): beta-galactosidase activity; carbohydrate binding
Source: RefSeq, a predicted model, not a curated record
AAGCAUAAGGCGCUUUAAUUUGGCCAAAAUCUUGAGCUUCUAGUGGUGGUGUUGGUGGGUGGUGGGCAAUGGGUCUGAAGCUUGUAAUGUGGAAUGUGUUGGUGAUAGGAGUGGUGUUACUGGGCACCUGGAUUUCUUCUGGAAAUGCUUCAGUAUCCUAUGAUAAGAAUGCUUUCAUUGUCAAUGGCCACAGAAAGAUCCUUAUUUCUGGAUCCAUUCACUACCCCAGAAGUACACCUGAGAUGUGGCCAGAUCUUCUGCAGAAGGCUAAGGAAGGAGGGUUGGAUGUGAUCCAGACUUAUAUUUUCUGGAAUGGGCAUGAGCCUCAACCUGGGAAAUAUUAUUUUGAGGAUAGGUAUGAUGUUGUGAAGUUCAUUAAGCUGGCACAGGAAGCUGGGCUUUAUGUUCAUCUCAGGAUUGGGCCUUAUGCUUGUGGGGAAUGGAAUUUUGGGGGAUUUCCAGUUUGGCUGAAGUUUGUCCCAGGGAUUAGUUUCAGAACAGAUAAUGAACCUUUCAAGUCUGCAAUGCAAAAGUUCACAACCAUGAUUGUAGAUAUGAUGAAAACCGAAAGGCUGUAUGCAUCUCAGGGUGGUCCAAUAAUCUUAUCCCAGAUUGAGAACGAAUAUGGACCGAUGGAAUAUGAAUUGGGCGAACCAGGUAAAGCUUAUGCGAAAUGGGCGGCCAAAAUGGCUGUGGAUCUUGACAUAGGUGUCCCGUGGGUCAUGUGCAAGCAAGAUGAUGCCCCCGAUCCAAUUAUUAAUUCUUGCAAUGGUUUUUACUGUGACUACUUUUCCCCGAAUAAAGCCUAUAAACCCAAGAUGUGGACAGAAGCCUGGACUGCCUGGUUUACUGAAUUUGGAGGUCCAGUUCCUUACCGUCCAGCUGAGGAUAUGGCUUAUUCAGUUGCAAAGUUCAUAAUGAACGGGGGUGCUUUCGUCAAUUAUUACAUGUAUCACGGGGGCACAAACUUUGGCAGGACAUCUGGAGGUCCGUUUAUUUCCACUAGCUAUGACUACGACGCUCCUCUUGAUGAAUUUGGUUUAUUACGUCAACCUAAAUGGGGUCAUCUGAAAGAUCUUCAUCGAGCAAUAAAGCUGUGUGAGCCAGCUUUAGUAUCCGGAGAUCCAACUAUAACGUCGCUUGGACCCUAUCAAGAGGCUCGUGUUUUCAAAUCGAAGUCGGGAACUUGUGCUGCAUUCCUUGCAAACCACGACCAACAUUCGUUUGCUAAAGUGGCUUUCGGGGAAAUGCAUUAUCACUUGCCCCCGUGGUCUAUCAGCAUCCUCCCGGACUGCAAGAACACCGUGUAUAAUACUGCAAGGGUUGGUGCCCAAACCACACAAAUGACGAUGACAUCUGUUGACCAAGGGUUCUCUUGGCAGUCGUAUAAUGAAGAGACACCGUCUUAUGAUGACAAGACAUUUACAGUUGUUGGGUUGUUGGAGCAGAUUAACACCACGAGAGAUGCUUCUGAUUAUCUGUGGUACAUGACAGAUGUCAGGAUCAAUCCAGGCGAAGGGUUCUUGAAAUAUGGAAAUAUGCCUUGGCUUACUGUCUUCUCUGCUGGUCACGCUUUACAUGUUUUCAUAAAUGGUCAAUUAGUAGGAUCGGCCUAUGGAAGUUUAGAGAACCCGAAACUGACCUUCAGUCAAGGUGUAAAUCUGCGGGCAGGUGUGAAUAAAAUUUCACUGUUGAGCAUUGCUGUUGGCCUUCCGAAUGUCGGUCCUCAUUUUGAGACAUGGAAUGCUGGUGUUCUUGGCCCGGUUACGCUUAGUGGCCUCAAUGAGGGAAGCAGAGAUUUAACGUGGCAGAAAUGGUCCUACAAGAUUGGCCUUGAAGGUGAAGCUCUGAAUCUUCAUUCACUUAGCGGGAUCUCUUCGGUUGAGUGGGUUCAAGGUUCUUUUGUGUCUCAAAAACAACCUCUGACGUGGUAUAAGACCACAUUUGAUGCUCCGGAAGGAGAUGAGCCCUUGGCUUUGGACAUGAGCACGAUGAGCAAAGGCCAAGUAUGGAUAAAUGGCAACAGCAUUGGACGCCAUUGGCCUGGAAACAAAGCACCCAACGAUGGCUGCAGUUUCUGCAACUAUGCAGGUUGGUUCGACGAGAGAAAGUGCCUAAGCAACUGUGGAGAGGCUUCACAGAGAUGGUACCAUGUUCCCCGGUCCUGGCUACGCCCAACAGGCAAUCUGCUCGUGAUUUUCGAGGAAUGGGGAGGAAAUCCCUAUGGAAUCUCGUUGCUAAAACGAGAAACAGCGAGUGUGUGUGCGCAGAUGUUUGAAUGGCAGCCCCAGUUGAUGAACUGGGAGAUGCAAGCUUCAGGCAAAGCAAAAAAACCGCUGAGACCCAAAGUCCACUUGUCCUGCGGCCAUGGUGGAAAGAAUAUCAGUGCCAUCAAAUUUGCAAGCUUUGGAACCCCAGAAGGUAUAUGCGGCGACUUCCAACAGGGAAGCUGCCAUGCCUUUCACUCAUUCGACAUUUUUGAAAAGUAUUGUGUGGGGUGGAAUUCAUGCACAGUGCCUGUAACACCAGAAGCAUUUGGAGGGGAUCCAUGUCCGAAUGUGAUGAAGAAAGUGGCUGUUGAGGUUAUCUGCAGUUGAUGGGUCCUAAGAUCAUCCUAGGAAAGGGACACUCAUCCCCUGACAUAAUUUUACACUGUACCAUGAUGUUCCAUUUUUUGAAGAAGCAAGAAGACACUUCUUCCUCCAUAGUUAUACACCACCAUUUGUGUUAAUCAAUGUAUAUACAAACAAAGCAGACGCAUAAUUUGGUUAGAGAGGCAACUCCAGCCAAAUUAAUCAGACCAUUCCAUUAAUUUAAAAUUCAUAAAAUUAUAAAUUAUAAA